Molecule: messenger RNA, 765 nt
Organism: Cladophialophora psammophila CBS 110553
Lineage: Eukaryota; Fungi; Ascomycota; Eurotiomycetes; Chaetothyriales; Herpotrichiellaceae
Exons: 4
Coding region: 1-765 (254 amino acids)
Source: RefSeq, a predicted model, not a curated record
AUGGCGACCGAGGGCAAGCCACUUGCCUUGGUGGUCCUGGUCCAUCCAAAGACAACCGAGAACCGGGAUAAGGCCCUCCACCUCAACGCCUCCGUGACGCCCUUCUUCCGGCGUCCCAGCACACAAUGCACGACACGCAGCAUCUUCACGCCGGCGACGCGCCCGAAGGCGAAUCUGGGGAUGGUGCCGGCGGCGGAGAAGGGCAGCAUGUUCGGGGUGGUCGAGAUCUGGACGUCGCCGGCCGCGCUGGCCACGCUAAAGACCACGGCUCCACCCGAGUACAGGCAGUACCACUCGACCGUGGCGCGGGAGGGGCUGUACAGCGCCGAAAGGGACAUGGAUAUCUCCGAGUGGACGCCCUGUGCAGGGUUCGUGGCGCGCAAGGGCGAGAAGGAGACGCCCAAGGCCGGCAUCGUCAUGCUGGCCAAGUUCGUCUGCAAGGACGGCGAAGGCAUGAAGGACGGGUUGGUCAGUGUUAUUGGGAAAUUCUGCGACUGGGUCGAAGCCAAUGAAUUCGGGACCUUGACGUACAGCGUGAUGACCAGCGCCACAGCGCCCAACGAGGUCCUCCUGUUCGAGCGGUACAAGGACCUCGCGGCGCUGGGCGUGCACGGCAAGACGGCCGAGUUUAGAGCCAUGUUCAAAGGAACAGGCCGCUUCAUCCAGGUGAAGAAGACGGUGCUGAGCGAGUGGGAGGAGCUCGAGGGCUCGUUCGUCUCGAACCAACCCGGCGGCGCUGGGGUCGGCGGACAGGCGAAGCUGUAA